Molecule: messenger RNA, 1405 nt
Organism: Ceratosolen solmsi marchali
Lineage: Eukaryota; Metazoa; Arthropoda; Insecta; Hymenoptera; Agaonidae
Product: sodium/potassium-transporting ATPase subunit beta-2
Exons: 6
Coding region: 196-1167 (323 amino acids)
Biological process (GO): potassium ion import across plasma membrane; sodium ion export across plasma membrane; intracellular potassium ion homeostasis
Cellular component (GO): sodium:potassium-exchanging ATPase complex
Molecular function (GO): ATPase activator activity
Source: RefSeq, a predicted model, not a curated record
ACUCGAGCUGCGCUCGGCCGCUCAGUCGACCUGGUCGCGCGUGCUCGAGCUAACGGAGACUCAGCGAUCGGAAAUUCGGAGAGGACCGAUCCGGGAUCCGCGCGCGUCUCUACGCAUAGGCAGACGACACAGGACCUGUGUCGUGGCUCUCGUUCUCUCGUGGCCGCAGCCUAGGAACCCCAGUUGGUGUCAGCCAUGGUGACGGCCAAGGAGGCCAAAUUGCCCACGCGCGAGACCAUGAAUCCCUAUGAGAAGCCACCCAGCAUGUCCGUCAGCCAGGCCCUUCGCCAGUUCAUCUAUAACCCGCAGACCGGAGCGUUCAUGGGCAGAACUGCCAGUAGCUGGGGAAAGAUCGGCCUUUUUUAUCUCAUAUUUUAUGGAGUAUUAGCGGCCUUGGUUGCAAUUUGCUUUUGGGGAUUCUUUCAAACGCUUGAUCCACGAAGACCCACGUGGCAAUUGGAACGAUCAAUUAUUGGUACCAAUCCAGGUCUAGGAUUCAGACCAUUGCCGCCCGACGAAAAUGUAGAAAGUACAUUGAUUUGGUAUAAAGGAACUGAAAAAGGAAAAUACAAGCACUGGGUCGAUUCUUUAGAAAAGUUUUUACAAGUUUACCGAACACCUGGAUUGACACCUGGACGCGGAGCGAAUAUUCACAAUUGCGAUUACGAUCACCCACCUGGGCCGGGACAAGUUUGCGCUGUUGAUGUGAAAAAUUGGUUCCCCUGUACAGUUGAAAAUCACUAUGGAUACCACACGUCCUCGCCUUGUAUAUUCCUCAAACUAAACAAAAUAUUCGGUUGGAGGCCAGAAUUUUACAAUGAUACGUCAUCACUACCGGAUAAAAUGCCUGAAGAUUUAAAGAGGACAAUAAAAAGUAUAUCUAAUCCCAAUGAACGUAAUACAGUUUGGGUAUCGUGUGAAGGUGAAAAUCCUGCUGAUCAGGAAAAUAUUGGCCCCGUGAAUAUUCAUCCGCGGCUUGGCUUUCCGGGUUAUUAUUAUCCUUAUGAAAAUUCUGAAGGAUACUUGAGUCCUUUAGUGGCUGUACACUUUGAAAGACCACGAACUGGUGUUAUAAUAAAUGUUGAAUGCAAAGCAUGGGCAAAGAACAUUAUUCAUAAUCGAAACGAUAAACUGGGGUCCGUACACUUCGAGCUUCUUGUUGAUUAAAAGAAUAAUCUUAAUUUUGUGCUCAUUUAUUCAUCGAUCAAAUUUUUUCGGAUAAAAUUGGCAUCUAUGUCCUCGCAAUUCGAUGACGCUGUUUUUUCGUCUUGGAGUACAAAUGAAGAUAAAAGAAAAGGAAAAUCGAGAAGAUAAAAGAGCGAACUUGUUUCCUUCAUACGAUAAAUCUCAUUAUUGAUGAACAAAUAAUAAUUUAAUAAUUAUUAUCCUCUUUCAUGUUUUUCUU